UCUGGGCGCUGCCGCCGCCGCCGCCGCCGCUGCUGUUGCGGACCACCAGGCGCCACCCGGACCCCCGCUGCCACCGGGGCCCCGGAUGCCAUCUGCACUCCGGGCGACCCUGCUGGCGAGUGUGCCCCAGCCUGGACGCCGUCCCCGGCCUGGUCUCCACUCCUCCGCCACACCUCCCAUGACAGCUCCCGCACGAAGAUGGCUGCGAAGGGCGCGCACGGCUCCCACCUGAAGGUGGAGAGCGAGAUGGAGCGCUGCCGCGCUGAGGGCCACUGGGACCGCAUGUUCGAGCUGGUCCGGCAUCUGCAGACGUUGGGCAUUUCCGGCGGCGGCAGUAGCAACCGGCGAAACAGCCCGGGCGGCAGGUUCAUCUCUCUGGACACCGAUGACUUUGCGAAAUUGCUGCUAGCGGAGGCCCUUCUGGAGCAGUGUUUGAAGGAUAACCAUGACAAAAUAAAAGACUCCAUCCCUCUGCUGGAGAAGAAUGAGAGCAGGCUAACUGAAGCCAAAGAUCGUCUGAGCAGCGUCCUGAACAAUGGGAAGCUGCCGCCACAGUACAUGUGCGAGGCCAUGCUGAUCCUGGGCAAGCUGCAUUAUGUGGAGGGCUCGUACCGGGACGCCAUCAGCAUGUACGCACGGGCCGGGAUCGAUGACAUGUCCGUGGAGAACAAGCCCCUGUAUCAGAUGCGGCUGCUGGCAGAGGCGUUCGUCAUCAAAGGCCUCUCCCUGGAACGUCUGCCCAACUCCAUCGCCUCCCACAUCCGCCUGACUGAGCGGGAGGAGGAAGUGGUCGCCUGUUUUGAGAGGGCCUCCUGGGUGGCUCAGGUCUUCCUGCAGGAGCUGGAGAAGACCUCAAACAACAGCACAUCGAGGCACCUAAAAGGCAGUCCCUCAGUUGACUAUGAGCUCACUUAUUUCUUGGAAGCCGCCCUCCAGAGUGCAUAUGUGAAGAACCUGAAGAAAGGGAACAUCGUGAAGGGCAUGAGGGAGCUCCGGGAGAUUCUGAGGACUGUGGAAACCAAAGCGACGCAGAACUUCAAAGUGGUGGCGGCCAAGCACCUGGCAGGGGUUCUGCUGCAUUCCCUGAGUGAGGAAUGCUACUGGAGUCCAUUGUCCCACCCUCUGCCUGAGUUCAUGAGCAAGGAGGAGAAUUCCUUCAUCACCCAGAGCCUCCGGAAACCCCACCUCUAUGAGGGAGACAACCUCUACUGCCCGAAGGACAACAUAGAGGAGGCGCUCUUACUGCUGCUCAUCAGUGAGUCCAUGGCAACUCGGGACGUGGUACUGAGUCGGUCACCAGAGCAGGAGAAGGACCGGAAAGUGAGCCUGCAGAAUGCCUCAGCCAUCUAUGACCUCCUGAGCAUCACACUGGGCAGGCGCGGCCAGUACGUCAUGCUCUCUGAGUGCCUAGAGCGAGCCAUGAAGUGUGCAUUUGGAGAAUUUCACCUCUGGUACCAAGUGGCCCUCUCCAUGGUAGCUUGUGGGAAGUCGGCCUACGGCGUGUCCCUGCUGCGAGAGUGCAUGAAGUUGCAGCCCUCGGAUCCCACGGUGCCCCUGAUGGCUGCCAAGGUCUGCAUCGGGUCCCUGCACUGGCUGGAAGAGGCGGAACACUUUGCCAUGGUGGUGAUCAGCCUUGGAGAAGAAGCAGGAGAGUUCCUGCCUAAAGCCUACCUGGCCCUGGGUCUCACCUACAGCCUGCAGGCCACUGAUGCCACCCUGAAGUCCAAGCAAGAUGAGCUGCACCGCAAGGCCCUGCAGACACUUGAGCGAGCCCAGGCACUGGCGCCCGAUGACCCCCAGAUUAUCUUCUACGUCGCCCUGCAGCUUGCCCUCGUCCGACAGCACCCUUGCCUUUCAUGGGAGCAUCUUUGUGUGAGGGGUCCAGUGAGGAUUCGGUCAGUGUGGUUACACCUCGGCCCGCUUAUGAUGGGCACACAGAAAGGGUUGUUCAGUGCCCUGGCUUUCCUUAGAAUACGGCAGUCUCCUGAGGAAGGGAUCUCCAGCGCCAUGGAGCAUCUUCAGGAGGCCCUGACGGUGUGCCGAGAUGAUGCCAACGCCCUCCACUUGCUAGUACUGCUCUUCUCUGCCCAGAAGCAUUACCAGCACGCCCUGGAUGUCAUCAACAUGGCCAUCACCGAGUACCCUGAGAAUUUCAACCUGAUGUUCACCAAGGUGAAGCUGGAGCAGGUACUCAAAGGCCCAGAAGAAGCCCUCGUGACCUGCAGGCAAAUGCUGAGGCUGUGGCAGACUCUCUACAACUUCUCUCAGCUGGGAGGCCUGGAGAGGGAUGGCAGCUUCGAAGGCCUCGCGGUGAAGAAACAGAAUGGCAUUCACCUGACUCUGCCGGACGCCCAUGACGCAGAUUCCGGCUCUCGGCGGGCAUCAUCUAUCGCAGCCUCGAGGCUGGAGGAGGCCAUGUCGGAGCUGACCAUAACAACCUCAGUCCUAAAGCAGGGCCCCAUGCAGCUGUGGACCACACUGGAACAGAUCUGGCUCCAGGCUGCUGAGCUGUUCAUGGAGCAGAGACACCUCAAGGAAGCGGGUUUCUGCAUCCAGGAGGCUGCUGGCCUCUUCCCCACCUCCCACUCAGUGCUCUACAUGCGAGGCCGGCUGGCUGAGGUGAAGGGCAACUUGGAAGAGGCCAAGCAGCUGUACAAAGAAGCGCUCACCGUGAACCCGGACGGCGUGCGCAUCAUGCACAGCCUGGGUCUGAUGCUGAGUCAAUUGGGCCACAAGAGCCUGGCCCAGAAGGUGCUGCGGGAUGCUGUGGAGAGACAGAGCACCUGCCAUGAAGCCUGGCAGAGCCUGGGUGAGGUGCUGCAGGACCAAGGCCAGAACGAGGCUGCCGUCGACUGCUUUCUCACUGCCCUGGAGCUGGAGGCCAGCAGCCCUGUGCUCCCCUUCUCCAUCAUCCCCAGAGAGCUAUGAGCCUCCGCAGCAGCUGCGGGCUGUCCCGCGCACGCAGCAGACACAAGCAGGGGCCAGGGGAGGACCCCUGCACUCAGGUGUGGGGCCUCAGGGAAUAGAUGACUAGUGAACAUUUCCACGGGCUGUGAAGCCAGUUCUGCACCCCACCCCCUGCAGGGCCAGCUAGGCCUGAGAUCCCCUCUGAAGCUGGGUGGACAAGAUUUGCAUCCAAAGCAAAUGCCUUGCUCCCGGGAGGCUGGCAUUGUAAUGUUGCUGAGCAGGAGGGGGGCCCUUUAGAUAAAAGGUGUGUUUGGACCCAAGCUCCACCCUCAGCUUCCCCGAUUUCCUGGUUUGGGAUGAACCAAUCUUGAGUUGGCGGGCCUGUAGAAAUGAACCUGCCAGCUGCUCUCUGGCCGGGCCAGGCUUUUCCUGGCCUUACUUGGUGCCUUUGGGAGACAAACUGGCUUCAAUCUAAGUGACUCUACCGAGCUGUGGCGGGCUCGAGAACUCCCCAGUCUCAGGGCAGGGCACACUUGAAGACUGUUCUUGGGCCCAGCCCAGGACAGCCACCGCGUGAGGUCCCAGACACAGGAGGUUCCUCUCAGACUGAAUUAGCACUGCUGAUGCCCGGCGUGGCCUCCAUGGGGAGGUUUCCUGAGAGCUUUCUCUGUGCCAUUAAGUGCCUUUGGGGCUCAUGACAGGCCAGGCCUCCUAAACACAGCCCCUAAGUCUUCCAUUGUUACCCACUCCCGUCUCCCUGGAAACAUGCCCCAGCCAGUAAGCUCCAUGGACCUUCCUUACACCCUCUAGGAUGGGCCUUGGGGUAUAAAACAGGGUUCUGACCUAGCCGUUUCUAGUACCUUGAGUACACAUUCCUUCAAGGCUUUCCCUAUGGUGCAGGUCCCGCUCGGGUGAGUGAUGUCAAAGGGACGAUUUAUAGGACUCGUCCCAAUACACAUCAUCACCCACAGCCCAGUCUUCACCUGGGGCUUUGUUGAGUGACCCAAAGCCCCAGCUUGGCCCUGUAGGCUCCCCUGCCCAGAUCCCCACAGAGCUCUGCUUGGAUGGGUGGAGGAGCCCAUGUGCUUUGCUUGCCAGGGUCCAGGCCGCUGGGCAGAUGUCCCUGGCUAGCUUGUCAACCUGCCACUCUGCUUCUGGAACAUUCCCUUGGGAGACCAUCCCCCAAGGCCUGGCAGAGAGUUCCUUUCCGUCUGUCCCACACUCUCGUAUCUCCCUCAGGUUCACCUUGCUCUCAUUUUAAAAUGUAUAGAAAGGGGCUGAGAGAUGCCUGGUUUACCAUGGCCGGCCACAGCUUCCUUGGAUGGAGAAGAUCAGUGGAGCCUGGCUCCAUGCUGUACUGCCUUAGCACUGCACGUCCCCUCACGGCCCCAGGCCACAGCCCCGGGCCAGAGGGAGGACAUUCAAUCCUUGGUUUCUUGGUUGAAGGGUCUCUAUGUGUGUGUGUGUGUGUGUUUGUGUGUGUAUAAAUAUAGAUAUAUAUGCUAGAGAUCUAUAUUUUUAUGGAAUUCUGUUAGAAAAAGAGUGAAAACUAAGCAGAUACUAUUGGUACAUCUUGAAGAGAUGGUCAGUCUUGGCAGUGGGAGAAACACCAAAUGCCUUCUGACUAAGUGUUCCCUCUCUGGAGGCCAUGGGGGACAGGGCCCAGUACCUGACAGUGACCUUGGAAAUUGAAUAAAAGACCCUUGACGGGGAAACAGGACUGUC
Molecule: messenger RNA, 4632 nt
Organism: Peromyscus maniculatus bairdii (prairie deer mouse)
Lineage: Eukaryota; Metazoa; Chordata; Mammalia; Rodentia; Cricetidae
Source: RefSeq, a predicted model, not a curated record